GUAGUGCUUGGUAUAUCUGCGAGCAUUUCACAUGGUCAAAGCAGAACACUACGUGAUUCAGUUUCAAUAGGGAUAGCCUGUUCAAAACUCCUAAGAUACACGAAGGAGUACAUUGGCUUAUAGUUUAAGCUGUCGAGGUUUCCAUAACAACGACCUUAGAUUCAGGACAGCACAACAUCCCCGAAAAUGUACCCCGAAUCUUUUUCUGAACAAAUGUUUGAUGCUGACAACGCAAGCAUGUUCAACAUGUAUGACCCAAGCAUCGUCAAACCUGAACCUUUAGGGGACUCCUGUCCUGAGACAGACCAACCUGUCUAUACCGACCUCUCAUCGUCCCAGUACUCUUACGCGCCUAAGAUCGCCCUUUUGAAACAGGAAAAGAAGGAAUUCACGGAGACAUUUGACAACCUACUCAGCUGGACAUCAAAACAUCCGGAGCACUGGUCAAGACGUGAAGUUCUUGAUUGGGUGUACUAUGUGGCAGACGCAAAGAAAUUUGACUGUUCAAAACUCUAUGGCGAACGCUACCAGAGUCUCACAGGACAAAAACUCUGCCGAAUGUCCAAGGAAGACUUCACAUCACUGGAUAACCACUAUGGAGCGACACUUUACAACCUAUUCUCAUCUCUGGUCCGGAAAUCAAUCUUCUGCGAGCCCACUCCUCCAGAUACACUUAAUCCCGAUGCAUACCCAUUCCUGCACACAACCUAUCCCUGCCUUCCUGUACCAUUCGGGGCUGCGAGUGAACCCUCUGGCACAACAACUGAACACGACCUGUCAGUCUUCAUCAACGACGCUGGUGUCUCAGUGGACAUCGACGGCAACGUUUACGACAUCGACGUCGCAACCAAAAUAGAUAUCCCCAAAAUAGAUUGCGACUUUGGAUACGUCAGCGGAGACUCCGACAUGGACGGCAAUAUGGCUAGAUGCGGCUCAACAAGUAGCGAACCAUACGAUUCAUUCAGUAUCUCCGAUGAAGAAGAAAUGCAAACUUGCAGUAAUUUCACCCAGACAUCACGGAGAAGGAUGUAUCCCAGUGUUUCAUCAGAUGAAGAUACAGAUGAGAAGAUGGUCCAACCAAGGAAGAGAGUAGCUUCAACAUCGAAAGGCAACCACUUGUGGGAGUUCAUCCGAGACUUAUUGAAAGACCCCAACUUGAACCCAUCGUUGUUGAAAUGGGAAGACAAGGAAGCAGGUGUUUUCAAGUUCGUCCAAUCCGAAGCAGUUGCAAGCAUGUGGGGUCGCAAGAAGAAUAACCCUGGAAUGACAUAUGAAAAACUCAGCCGAGCCAUGAGAUUCUGCCGCACAGCAGGUUACUUUGGAGAUGUUCCCAAGAACGGAAAAUUCCCAAAGAAGCUCUGCUUCCGAUUCGGACCCAAAGCCCAUGACUGGAAAUAAACUAGGAGGUCGAGGUAUAUCAAAGGAUAUUCAUGACAAUCACGUCGGCGGGUCCGAUGACAGUGCUAGUGCGGUUCAGAUAAAGUGACUCGAAGACAAAAAAGGGUCCUCCGCAUGACAAGAUUCUACAGUGCCAAACUCCGUACACUGUACGUUGUACAUCUGUACAUUUGUUUUACUUUGAUGAAGACUGUAUAUUGUUUCUGAUGAUGGACAUCACCAACAGAUCCACCGUGACACGACGAUCGCCGUUGACAGGUCGAUGCAUCGAAGUCUAUAUAUCUGUGAUACAUGUAUUGAUGACAAUAACUUUGAAAGCGCGCCAUGUUAUGGCUCCUUAUUUCCUCUGGAGAUUCUGUGGUAUAUGAAACUGGGCUGAAAUCGACAAGAGCCCUGAGUGACUGACAUCUGAUACACUCUAUGCAAUGGACAAGGUGCUAUCCUGCCCACGUUAUGCAGUAUGACAUUAUUUGACUGAAAUUGAAAAACAAUUAUGUAUUUAUUAUGAUGAGUACAUAUUGUGAUCACUAUACGUGAUAAAUAUAAUGUUUGGGAACGCAAAAUUUAAAAGUUAAAAUAUUUUCAUUUUGGAGUUGAAAAAUAUUUUCUUUCAAACGAUAUUCCUCAUUUGUUGAAUACAAUUCAUGAACAUUUGAGUGCAAUACGUGAUCAAAUUUAAUGUGAAUGUUUUGAAAUUGAAAAAAAUACUAAUUUGUGGCAUGGCACCCUGAACUCAUAUAUUACGGGGUACGGAACUCAUAUUGAUAACCCUCUGGGUUAGAAGCAAGUAUCCCUUUUUGGGGAUUAUAUGUCAUAUCGGGAGUAGGAUUUAGUUUGCUAUGUAUAUAUCUGCCAUUCAAUGCUAUUUUCUUACAGGAAAGUUCUGUACAUGUAAGCGUAUGUCGUACGAACAUUUCCACUCUCGCUGUGCCUUUAAGUUGUUGGCUUUGGAAAUACAUUAAUAUUCAUUGUUGUAUUCCAUACAUUUGUAAUAAAAUGAAUGAAAUAA
This is a messenger RNA of Haliotis rubra (blacklip abalone), 2407 nucleotides long. RefSeq names its product ETS-related transcription factor Elf-3-like. Gene Ontology annotation, molecular function: DNA-binding transcription factor activity, RNA polymerase II-specific; sequence-specific DNA binding. Bases 187 to 1398 code for a protein of 403 amino acids. Gene Ontology annotation, biological process: cell differentiation; regulation of transcription by RNA polymerase II. The transcript is spliced from 10 exons. NCBI's taxonomy places the organism in Eukaryota, Metazoa, Mollusca, Gastropoda, Lepetellida, Haliotidae. The record is from RefSeq and is a predicted model, not a curated record. Gene Ontology annotation, cellular component: nucleus.